AUGGCUAUGAACGCCGGUGCUGGAGCGGCGGCGGCGAAAGUCGGCUCUGAGCUCAACGGAAUCCCUGCAACAACCAAGGCCAUCCAGAUCGGGGCCCUUACAGGGCUGACGAAAGCCGUGCUGACGACGUUCCGAGAGAUAGUUCUCAUGAACGGCGCCAACAUGGUUUUCCGUGUCCUCCUUUUUUUGAUCACGUCCUCGUUCGGCAUCUGUCCCCUUUUGAUGACGGAGGUGGGCAACAUCCUCCUUAAAGACACACCUAAAGAACUCGUGGUUGCGGCAGUCGUAGCAGCCGUCCCGCUGUUUUUCGAGGCAGUCCGCGACAUCAAGCCCAAGCCGGACGAAGAAGGGGAAGUGAACUACUUUCGCUGGGCAUGGGCUGUAUUUCUAAUUGCUACAGACGCGCUUGGCGGCUACGUUUUUGCGCGCAUGGCUUCAAAUCAAGGCAUGCCCAUCAGUAACUAUCAUGCGGCCUGCUCAGCUGGUGCUGUCUACGGCACCCUUACUUUCCUGGCGCGCGCCAUGACCGGCUGCGUCGCGCUGGUCCGGCAUCAAACCAACGACGGGAAAGUCUCGGACAUAUUCGGAGUUUGGGAAGUCGUCCUCCCAGACAGGAUCGUUGUCUCUGAAGAAGAGUAUCAGCGAAUGCAGCGAGGCUUAGGGGCAACGCUCACCCAACUCUUCCGUGCGUUGCCCGUAUGA
Colletotrichum spaethianum is the source of this 702-nucleotide messenger RNA. RefSeq lists its product as uncharacterized. The record is from RefSeq and is a predicted model, not a curated record. The transcript has 4 exons. The coding region runs from base 1 to 702 and encodes 233 amino acids. NCBI's taxonomy places the organism in Eukaryota, Fungi, Ascomycota, Sordariomycetes, Glomerellales, Glomerellaceae.